Molecule: messenger RNA, 483 nt
Organism: Debaryomyces hansenii CBS767
Lineage: Eukaryota; Fungi; Ascomycota; Pichiomycetes; Serinales; Debaryomycetaceae
Product: glutathione peroxidase
Exons: 1
Coding region: 1-483 (160 amino acids)
Biological process (GO): response to oxidative stress
Molecular function (GO): glutathione peroxidase activity
Source: RefSeq, a predicted model, not a curated record
AUGUCUUUUUACGAUUUAAGUCCUCUUGAUACAAACGACAAGCCAUUCCCAUUUGAAGAAUUAAAGGGUAAAGUUGUGUUGGUGGUCAAUGUUGCAUCUAAGUGUGGUUUCACACCACAAUACAAGGAAUUAGAAGAACUCAACAAAAAAUAUCAGGAUAAAGGAUUACAGAUUAUUGGUUUCCCAUGUAACCAAUUCGGAGGACAAGAACCGGGCAGUUCUGAAGAAAUUGCUAGCUUCUGUUCUCUCAACUACGGAGUGUCAUUCCCAGUGUUGAAGAAAGUCGAUGUCAAUGGGGACAAGACUGACCCAGUUUACAAGUAUUUGAAGGGGGAAAAGCUGGGAUUACUCGGGUUGAACAGAAUUAAGUGGAACUUUGAAAAAUUCUUGAUUGACAAGAACGGGAAGGUUAUUGAACGUUAUUCGUCAUUGACCAAGCCUGCUUCUCUCCUGUCUACAAUCGAGGAGUUAUUGAAGAAAUAG